Messenger RNA from Trypanosoma brucei brucei TREU927, 372 nucleotides. RefSeq lists its product as hypothetical. The transcript has a single exon. The record is from RefSeq and is a predicted model, not a curated record. Bases 1 to 372 code for a protein of 123 amino acids. NCBI's taxonomy places the organism in Eukaryota, Euglenozoa, Kinetoplastea, Trypanosomatida, Trypanosomatidae.
AUGGUCCUGGUUUUUCAAAUCAGUUUCCAUAUAGACAAAGAACUGAAUUGUGUUGAGAUGUUUCUUUUGCUGCUGUUGUUGCGAGAGUUUAAGCACUUCCCUCACAUCACUGGACUACACAGUGUGAUUGUCUUCAUUAAUGAGUCUAUCAACGACUUUCCUGUCGUUUCUUACAUGAAGCUGUUGGGAAUUACACUUAUAUUAGCAUAUUUAUUCAUAUAUUCUUUUGUGUCUGACUUUCAUUUCUCCUGUGUGAUGCGGAACAGGAGUUUAUUUUCCCUUUUCCACAUAUACAUACUCACAAGUAUAUACAUAUAUAAAUGCGUACGUUUGUUUCUAAAAUGCCCCAUCUUUACAGUAUGCUUUUCUUAA